This is a messenger RNA of Aspergillus wentii DTO 134E9, 2202 nucleotides long. Its product is annotated as ER oxidoreductin. The record is from RefSeq and is a predicted model, not a curated record. Gene Ontology annotation, biological process: protein folding in endoplasmic reticulum. Gene Ontology annotation, molecular function: protein-disulfide reductase activity; FAD binding; thiol oxidase activity. Gene Ontology annotation, cellular component: endoplasmic reticulum; endoplasmic reticulum membrane. The transcript is spliced from 3 exons. The coding region runs from base 244 to 2034 and encodes 596 amino acids. NCBI's taxonomy places the organism in Eukaryota, Fungi, Ascomycota, Eurotiomycetes, Eurotiales, Aspergillaceae.
UUCCCACCAGCCACGGUCUUUUCUUCUUGCUGUUUAUUCUUCAUUUGCAUUUCCAGCUAUUAAUUACCCAGUCGCCUUGCUGCAGUACUAGAAUGCACUUUUUGCGUUGAUCUGAUCUCCGCCAAUCUCGUUCUUUUCCACCACCGCGUGGAGCUGAUUUGAAGGCAGUGCAUUGUGUCCUUCUUUUCACAUCCUGAGUCCUCACUACCUCCCCUACCCUGCGCAUACAUCUCCAGGGACACAAUGCGCUCCACGACCAAAGUCUUCUAUUUGGCCGUGUUUGGCCUUUUGGGCGUUGCCAAUGCCGACGGCCUUGAUGGAAACCCCCACGAUACUUGCGCGAUUGACCCCAAGGCUACAGUCUCCGACGCCUGUGUUUCGUACGCGACCAUCGACAAGCUGAACGACCAGGUCUACGAUGUCCUCCACUCAAUCACCCAAGAUACAGACUUUUUCUCGUAUUACCGUCUCAAUCUUUUCAACAAGGAAUGUCCUUUCUGGAACGAUGCGAACAGCAUGUGCGGCAACAUUGCAUGCUCGGUGAAUACAAUCGAAUCAGAGGAUGACAUCCCGUUGACGUGGCGAGCGGAGGAGCUAAGCAAACUCGAAGGUCCUAAAGCUAGUCAUCCCAGUCGCAAGCUUCAAGAGGAGCGACCCAAGGAUCAGCCACUUCAGGGUAUGCUGGGAGAUGAUGUCGGAGAGAGCUGUGUGGUCGAGUACGAUGAUGAAUGCGACGAGCGGGACUACUGUGUCCCCGAAGACGAGGGGGCAACCGGCAAGGGCGACUACGUCAGUUUGGUUGAUAACCCCGAGCGCUUUACAGGAUACGCUGGGCCCGGUGCGCAUAUGGUCUGGGAUGCGAUUUACAAUGAGAACUGUUUCUUGAAGCCCGUGCCGGAGGAGCACACCCCGAACCUGCCUCAACUUGGUGACCUGGGACUCCAGGCUGUCAAUGACUUCCGUCAUGUGAUGCAGAAGGAACUCAAGCAUGCGGAUGGUUUGCCCUUGGACAAUGAGUGUUUGGAGAAGCGGGUUUUCCACCGGCUGAUCAGCGGAAUGCAUGCGUCCAUCUCGACCCAUCUCUGCUGGGACUACCUCAACCAGACGACCGGCGAGUGGCAUCCCAAUCUGCAGUGCUACAAGGAGCGACUGCACGACCACCCCGAGCGGAUCUCGAACAUGUACUUCAACUACGCGCUCGUCUCCCGAGCAGUCGCGAAACUGCAGAAGCACCUUCAGGACUACACCUUUUGCGUUAGCGACCCCGCACAGGAUCUGGACACCAAGAACAAAGUGUCACAGUUGACCGAUGUCCUGGCCAACCGGCCGCAGAUUUUCGACGAGAACCUCAUGUUCCAGGACCCCAGCGCCAUUGGCCUGAAGGAAGACUUCCGUAACCGAUUCAGGAACGUGAGCAGACUGAUGGACUGUGUGGGAUGUGACAAGUGUCGACUCUGGGGUAAGCUCCAGGUCAAUGGCUACGGAACAGCUUUGAAGGUCCUAUUCGAAUACGACGAGACGAAGAACGGGGAGAACCCUCUUUUGCGACGGACCGAACUGGUCGCUUUGAUCAACACCCUUGGCCGCAUCUCCCACAGUCUGGCCGCUGCUCGGAGUUUCCACCGCGCUUUGGAGAUGGGACAAGGCGACAGCUUUGUCAUUGCGGUAGGAGGACCAUUCGGAAACCAUGUCCCUGAAGGGAAGUCGAGGCGUUUAAUCAAGGACGGUGGCUCAACUUUCUACUAUGAAGACGAGAAUGACGAUGACUACCACUACCAUACCGAUAGGUUACCCUGGGAGAGACGGGCUAUGCGCGAUACCGAUGGCGCCCUUGACAGCUUCAUGGCUGAGUUUGAAGUGGUUUGGGGUACGUUUAUCUACGUCUUGAAUAGCUACGUCAAACUUCCUCGGACAGUGUACGAGCUCCUUGUGUUGGAGAUGAAUCGUCUCUGGAAUUACUGGCUGGGUCUUCCUGUACCACCACGUACGUGGAAAAUCAAGCUACCUGGCAUGCCCAGUCAUGACGAACUAUGAAUUCCGUUUGAUGUGUCGUCUUCAUGGGGUUGUCUAAGACUCCUAUCAUCGAUUAUCUGUAUAUAAAGCGAGGGUCAUUUGUACUUUAGGCGUUUGACAGGGCGGAUUGCAUUCUCGGAGUUAUCAUCAACCAUCGUGAAUAUAGGUAGCUAGCAUUGAUUAUGAUGU